This is a messenger RNA of Canis lupus familiaris (dog), 4661 nucleotides long. RefSeq names its product cysteinyl leukotriene receptor 2 (gene CYSLTR2). Gene Ontology annotation, biological process: G protein-coupled receptor signaling pathway. Gene Ontology annotation, cellular component: plasma membrane. Bases 1090 to 2088 code for a protein of 332 amino acids. Lineage: Eukaryota; Metazoa; Chordata; Mammalia; Carnivora; Canidae. The transcript has 6 exons. Gene Ontology annotation, molecular function: leukotriene receptor activity. The record is from RefSeq and is a predicted model, not a curated record.
AAGAUAGGUCCACGUCCUAAACCCUGGUACCUGCCAAUGUGACUUUAUGUGGAAAUAGGGUUUCUGCAGAUGUAAUUAAGUUAAAGAUCUAGAGAUGACAUCAGCCCAGACUUAAGGUGGGACACAAACCCAAUGACUGGCAUCCUAAUAAGAGAAAGGAGAGGGAGAUUUAACACACAAAAAGCCAUGCACAGGAGGAGGCUGUGUGGAGAUGGAGGCAGAGAUUGGAGCAUUUCAGCUUCAAGCCAACAAUGUCAGGAUGGAUGCUGCCACCAGGAGCUAGGAAGGAGCAAGGAAGGAAUUUGUUUGCAAAGACCUUAUAUCCAAAUAAGGUCACAUUUACAGAUACCGAUGUUAGGACUUUAAUUUCUCUUUUCUGGGGACACAGUUCAACUCCCAAAAGAAUCAAGGGUGGAAGCAAGAAGUCCAGCUAAGGAGCAAUGGCAGCAACACGGAUCUGCCAGAAGAUGGAGGUGACCAAGGUCAAUCCAGCUCUUAGCCACAGGUGGGUCAUGUGGUGACUUCUGAAUGCAGAACCUUGAUCAUGCUGAAGAGCCACUUGGGAGCCCAGUCAGAGCUGCCAGCCUGGAGGAGCAAGCUGAAUUACUUGGAAGAGGAAGGCAGGAGGAAUAGAGGAGACAGAAACCAAGCAGCCGAAGCCCAGAAACAUUCUCUGGACCCUCAGAGAGCCUUUAACGUGCAUUACGAAUCUCCAAGAGAGGAACACUAGAGCUUGCAGUAUUUCUCAAGCUGAUUUAAACAUGGAAGCCUUGUCUUUUACAGAGCAUCUUAUGGAAUUCAUAUUUCAUGGAAGAUACUUUGGGAAGUGCUGAAUUAAAGAAAAAAAGCUUUUCUUUCUUUGACAUUAUUUACAUGUCAACCGUGUUUUCUGAGUUACAGCUUCACAUAAGUGCCUGAAGGAGAAUUGAAAAACAUCCUUGCUGCAUCAGAAAUAUAUUUACAAACCAUCUCUUUGGACAUUUGCCUGUUUAUCUGGACUGUACAUUCCUAGAAUGCGCACAUAAAAAGUGAAGGACUCUUUUGAGCAGCAUAGAGAAGAAACUUCUGUCCUUGCCUCGGUUCACCUCCAUGCCAGAAAUGGAACCCAAUGGCACCUUUGAUAGUAGCAACAGCAAUGGGAGCUGCACAAUUGAAAACUUCAAAAAGGAUUUUUACCCCAUUGUGUACCUGGUAAUAUUUGUCUGGGGAAUCUUGGGAAAUGGCUUUUCCAUAUAUGUUUUCCUGCAAUCUUAUAAGAAGUCCACUUCUGUGAAUGUUUUCAUGCUAAACCUGGCCAUUUCAGAUUUCUUGUUCACAAGUACACUACCCUUCAGAGCUGACUAUUACAUCAGAAGCUCCAAUUGGAUAUUUGGGGACUUGGCCUGCAGGAUUAUGUCUUAUUCUAUGUAUGUCAACAUGUACAGCAGCAUUUAUUUCCUGACUGUGCUGAGCAUUGUGCGUUUCCUGGCAACUGUUCACCCCUUCCGGCUUCUCCAUGUCACCAGCAUCAAGAGUGCCUGGAUUCUGUGUGGGAUCAUAUGGAUCCUUAUCAUGGCUUCCUCAGUAAUGCUUCUGAAAAAUGGCUCUGAGCAGAAGGGCAGUGCCGUAUUAUGCUUAGAGCUGAAUAUCAAUAAAAUUGUUAAACUGAAGACCAUGAACUACAUUGCCUUGGUGAUGGGCUUCCUGCUGCCAUUCUGCAUGCUCAGCAUUUGUUACCUGCUGAUCAUUCGAGCCCUGUUAAAAGUAGAGGUCCCAGAAUCAGGGCUGCGUGUUUCUCACAAGAAGGCACUUAUCACCGUCAUCAUUGCCUUGAUCAUCUUCCUCUUGUGUUUCCUGCCCUAUCACAUACUGAGAACUCUCCACUUGAUGGAGUGGAAAGUGAAUACAUGCAAAGAGGACCUGCAUAAAGCUGUAGUCGUCACACUGGCCUUGGCAGCAGCCAAUACCUGCCUCAAUCCUUUGCUCUAUUACUUUGCUGGGGAAAAUUUUAAGGACAGACUGAGGUUGAUACUCAGAAAAGGGAAGGCACAGAAGACAAAGUACAGCCUUCCUGUCUGCAUGUGGUUGAAGAGGGAAACACAAAUUUAAGGGGUUGCCAGGUAGAACCUGUUCUUGCAUCCUUGUGCCCACCUUCAUUCAUCACAUAGUCUCCAAAUGACCAUGGAUUUAACUGUUUCCAACAAAGGUCCACUCCUAACAUUUAACUGACCAUGACUUUUGUUGAUAAGUCCUACUUCAAACAUUGCAUUAGAUGUGUUUUCAGUGAUUGACUCAAAAAGAGAAAUAUAGCAGACAAAAUCUCUACUAGUCUUGCAACCUCACAUGUCAGACUGGGAAAAGAUGCUCAGCACAUUGUGUGCUCCUUUUCAUCAGUUUCUGUACCAGAUCUUGGUCCCAUCAGGUAUUCUAAAGUAACUUUAAGAUAAACUCAACUUCCCCAGCUUCUCCAGCUCCUCUUCUAACUGGCUAAGCUGCAUAGCCAGUUAACAAAGCUAAUGGAGGUUCCAGAGCAGACCAGAAAAAAACAUCCUAAGAAUUCACUGAAAAGACUUUGUGAGGAAGGCUGCCCUUUGUCAAAGCAGAGUCAAGGUCCCAAACAAGAACAGUGAGAGAAAAGGGGAGAGAAGGACUGGGGCAAGACAGAGCUGGUAAAAAGUAGGGAGAAAGAGAAAUUUCAUGUUGCACUGGGAGAGAGGCUCUAGCACACUGCAGGCAAGAAGAUUCCCUUCGCCUCUCUCUUGCUGGGGGCUAGAAGGAAUAGGAAGAGUGGGAGGAAGAACCAGGGCCUUGUCUAGGGAGUGGAGGGAUUACGUGUCAAGUGGUAGAAAGGAGAGGGUCAAUUUUACUCUUGUGAUUUGUGUUGGGACUGACUUCACUGAAGGUCUCAAUCGUGCAUGCUAAUCUAUUGGGAUGGGAGCCAGAACAGAGGAGGUUGCUCUAAGUGUUUGGUUGGGCACUGAGAGAGAGGGUGGGGUAGAGGACAAGUUGCAAAGGUGGUUGUACCCCUGCAAUUCUACUAAUAUUUUGGUGGCACGUGAAUAGGGUGGCUUUCCUUUUGAGGGAGUAUAGAAAAGAACUGGAUAGUGGGAAGGGGUCCUUUCCAUCCACUGAAGCAGAGCUAGUGAGACUACCAACUACUACCUCCCUGGCCACUGUACCACCAACAAUUGCAUGGCCUCUCCAUGCUGGGCAGACUGUGCCAGACACUUCAUAUUCAGUAACUCCAUUUAACCCUUACACUGAAGCCUUGUGUUUCUACUUUACCGAUGAAGAAACCGAAGCUUGGAGAAAUUAAGAAACUUGUUCAAGUUCACACAGGUGGUAGGAGUUUAAAAGAUAUCUGUGGAGAAAGGUUAGCUGGGUGCUGACUCCACUGCUCCCCCUACGAACCUUCUGGGAGAUUGGCUGAAACUUUGAAUAAAAGUUCCCUUUCCCCAUCAGGCACCUUCCCCUCCUCAUUUUCUCUCUGGAGUCAUUGACCUCAGGCAGAGUGGGGUGUGGGAGGGAGGUGGUGUUCUCAAGCUAGGGAGAAAGGGAACAUCCUUAUAGUAAACAAGAGCCCCAGGACGCUUCCCUUACUCAGAUGUCAGAAUGCUGUCAGACUCAUAUCUUGUCAAAACAGGAGCCUGCAGGAUCCUCCUGUGGGGAAACAACCCAAUCCAAGGGAAAGACUAACAGAUACAGACUGUUGAGGAUUUCCCAACACAAAAGCUGGCACCUGCCCUAUUAUCUACCUGGCAGAGAAGUCCAUACCGCAACCAAUCCCUUCUAUUCAGAGAGCAUCUAGUCAGCCUGUUAGAGCCUCACUCUUAAUUAUGCACAAUGACCACUCCACUUUGGGGGCAGUGGAGGGUGGGGUGGGGUGGACAAAGGCCACAACAUACCUACAAAAUACCUACAAAUAAAUGACAGGGUUGAUAGAGACGUUUUCAGGAAGAAAGGUGUAAACGCUUUUAUUACCCUUGCACUUUUUAUUGGAAACCAACUGGAGGAUGUGCUCCUCCAAAAUAAGUGAUUAAGCCAAGAUAGAGAAAAACAUGACAUCUAGGAAACAAGGAAUCCAACACAGGAGAAAAGUGAACAACAUAGGAUGUUGGUGGUAGCAGAAAAACAAGAAACUAAUUGAUUUGCCACAUUAGAGGGAUUUAUAUGUUUUUUUGAAGCACUUGGGAUUAACUAGUGAAAAUACAUAGAAAAAUAAACAAAGGAAAAGACACAGCGUUCAUUGAAUGCUCAUAAAAAGAAACUAUUGUUUAAGAACAAAAAUGUAAUCGUAGUACACUACAUGGCUCACCUGUGAAUAAUGUGGAAUAACGUAAAAACAAAAUACUGUGAUAUAAUUUCUAUUAGGAAAUGAGAGGAUAUGUAUGUGGGGGAGGGGUGUAAGUCAUCUAGGUCUCCAUCUUCCAUCACAGAAAAUGCAUAACAACUAAAGCUAGAGAAUGAUAAAAGCUAUAUCAAAAUGUUGUUUAGCAACAGGAGCUACCAUCCAGAAGACACGGUGAAAAGGAUGGACAGGGAUGGCCUCUGGAAAGUUUGGGGUGGGACAAUAAGGUGGAGAUUUCUCUUCUCCUUUUAAGGACUUUUCAGCCAUCUAACUGGUAAAUAUGUAUUGCUGAAAUAAAAAUUAAGUUUAAAUUAAAUUUUAAAAAUGGCAUCAA